This is a messenger RNA of Helianthus annuus (common sunflower), 861 nucleotides long. RefSeq lists its product as uncharacterized. The transcript has a single exon. The coding region runs from base 1 to 861 and encodes 286 amino acids. NCBI's taxonomy places the organism in Eukaryota, Viridiplantae, Streptophyta, Magnoliopsida, Asterales, Asteraceae. The record is from RefSeq and is a predicted model, not a curated record. Gene Ontology annotation, molecular function: nucleic acid binding; zinc ion binding.
AUGAGUGGUUGCACGCCAGAGCAGCAAGUCCCAUACAUUUCCGGAUUGCUACAAGAUGGAGCUCUGUUAUGGUGGGACCGUAAGGUUCGAGAGUUGGACGAGGCUGUAGCUUAUGCGAUGUCAUGGAGCGAGCUGAAAGAGAUAAUGCGAAAGGAGUAUUGUUCUCAGAAGGAUAUCCAAGGGUUAGAAUUAGAGUUCAGGGAGCUACAGAAGGAAGGUCCAGACGUGGUGAAGCACGUGAAAAGGCUUUACGAUUUGUCGCGAGUCAUUCCGUACCUAGUGGAACCCGAGUUGAAGAGAAUGGAGCAUUCUAUUUGGGAAUUGUCACCUCAGGCCUUGAGCUUGAUGAUGGCAUCGACGCCGCCAUCACCCGUGAUUGCCCAUGUAACAGGACUGGAGCUCACUAAGGAAGCAUUUAGGUUGGUGAAACUAUCGAUUCCGGAUGAGAAAAAGGAAACAACAAUGGAGACAUCUGGGAAGAACAAAAGAAAGCUUGGUAAAUCUCAGAGAGGUGAUCAGGCAAAAGAAAGGAGAAGGGCCAAAAAGGGAAAGAUGUACCUGGGUAAUCUACCUAAGUGCGAAGUAUGCCAGCGCCAUCAUAAAGGGAAGUGCAGUAAUAGGAAGUGCGACAACUGUGGAAAAAGGGGACACGACAGGGAAACGUGUUGGCAAGAGACGAAAAGAGGAAAGGAAGGUUGUAACUGCGGUGGUAUGGGGCACCUUGGAAAGGAUUGCCCAAGGGAGACUAACCAAGACCACGAAGAAGCAUCCAACACCGGAGCUAGUAAGGCCUGCCAGGAUCCAGAUAUGGUCACUGGUACGUUCUUUGUCAACCCAAAGUCUUGCAUUCACGUUAUUUGA